Molecule: messenger RNA, 2142 nt
Organism: Exophiala dermatitidis NIH/UT8656
Lineage: Eukaryota; Fungi; Ascomycota; Eurotiomycetes; Chaetothyriales; Herpotrichiellaceae
Exons: 3
Coding region: 446-1966 (506 amino acids)
Molecular function (GO): protein binding
Source: RefSeq, a predicted model, not a curated record
CCGUUGUGCUGCUUCUAGGCGUGUGUCAUCCAAGGCCCGGAACAACGUGCUUCCAUUUCGCCCACGCUCCGUCGUCUUCGACCUUUGAAACUUGAACCCACCGACUUUCUACUAGUAUUCCUGCCACUGACUAUCCGUCAACCUGCAAAUCCAUCCAUCGUCUUCCGCCAUGGUUUCAUAACGACAGCGCUGUGACAUCAAAAUGGUGGUGGUUUUGUGUCUAACGUCUGUUACAAGUCGUUGCACUUGAAUCCUUCCUCCGAAUCAAAUCCCCUCGCUCCUCAACAUCGAUCCAUUCCUUUCUGAUCUAGCUCCCUUGACAGGCCUAGACCCCGCUACAGCCUGUGGGUAUCUUCUUCCCAUCAGGCCUUGCGACCGCCACAACCGACGACCUCUCUUCAACUCCUCCUUCAUCUUUCCAUCGGAAACGCCCAUCUUGGGAGCAAUGCAGCCCGGCGCUGAGCAGAUCCAACAUGAGCGACUUGCGAUGACAUUCGACACCUCGAUACGACCUACCCCUACAUCCCUAACUUCCGACUCUACUUCCGUACCACACUUCAACGACCCUUCGACCUGGCGGCAAGGUCGAUUUCGGUCAGCGACAGAUGGCCCUACAGGUUCGAUUGUCAUAAACAUCAGUGAUGGCGGAUCGACUGGUCGCGGUAUCCUCAUCGGCGUUUUAUCCGCCUUCGGCUCCGCCGGCAUCGCAGUUCUCGUACUUGCUAUUGUCUUCUUUUUCAAAUAUACAUCUAAGGGUCGCAUCCUGCUGGACCGGAUAGGCCGGCCUGGCGAAUUCGAUGAUGAACAAGCCUUUGCGCAGGAAGAGGCGGAUGCCCUGGAGACGAUGGAUGAGUUGCAAAGGGCGGAGUAUCUGAGGGCAAAAGCUUUUAUCCAAGCAAACCCACCCGAGUCCGUCCAAACCGAUAUAUCGCUGUCGCAGUUCCUGGCCAUCCAGGAAAAGGGCGUUUCCGCUUGGGAAUUCGAGCCCGAGCUGGAAAUCGCCAACUGCUUUGUCGAAGCCCGAACGGAAAUCGAAUUCUUUGACUCUGAAUGUAGUGUUCAAAGCAAUUUGCCCGUUCCGAAACAAAAUGAAGUAUACUACUGGGAGGCCAAGAUCUACGACAAGCCGGAAUCCAGUUUGAUCAGUAUUGGAAUGACCACCAAACCAUACCCUCUUUUCCGACUCCCAGGUUACCACAAGACAUCCAUCGCGUAUAUCUCUACCGGUCACCGACGAUAUAACCAACCGUUCUCUGCCACGCCCUACGGUCCGCCAUAUGUGCAAGGCGAUGUGAUUGGGGUCGGAUAUCGACCUCGGACAGGCAGUAUAUUCUUUACCCGCAACGGAAAGAAACUUGACGAAGUGGCGCAUAAUCUGAAGACUCAGAAUUUCUUUCCGACAGUUGGCGCCAACGGGCCAUGCACGGUUCAUGUCAACUUUGGGCAAAUGGGGUUUGUUUUCAUCGAAGCCAACGUAAAGAAAUGGGGUUUGGCGCCGAUGACUGGAAGUCUCGCUCCGCCACCCCCGUACGGGAGCGAGCAAGGUAGCAUCCUUCUCGAGACUGGCAGAGAAGGAAUUCGAGAACCAGAGUACACACCUGGUCACUCACGGACACGCAGCGGGCUUGCAAGAAUCGGCCUGAGUCCAGGGCCCAUUCGGUCUCCCACGGACAUUUCACUCGCUCAACUCACCCAUAUCUCGACAUCCGAUCUUCCCGGUCAUGGCAACACAUUACUUGAUGUUGCCGACAUUCAAAACCAACCUGUCGAGAACACGCCGAACGGACAGGUCAUCAUCCCACCUCCUGAAUAUUCUAGUCCCCCUAGAAGUCGAAGCAACAGUGGCAGAGCUGGGGGAGGCGAAGAUGGCCGCAGCAGAGAACCCCCGGAUGGCGGGCCCCAUCAACCACCCAUUCCCACGUAUGAUGCUGCAGUAGGCGAAGCGGCCGGCCCGAGUCACUCAUGAUACCCCCCUAGCAUAAAAGAAAUGAAUUUGAAUUUUUAUCAUGUACAUGAAUGAAUACGUCUUUUGCUUUUCACUUUUGCUUUCGACACGAGUGCUCGUAUGUAAGGUAGCCGGACGGAUGUGGUAUGUAUGGUAUAGCAUAGUGUGACACCGGUACACACAAGUCUUUCCCUUCG